Phytophthora nicotianae INRA-310 is the source of this 2493-nucleotide messenger RNA. RefSeq lists its product as hypothetical. NCBI's taxonomy places the organism in Eukaryota, Oomycota, Peronosporomycetes, Peronosporales, Peronosporaceae. The record is from RefSeq and is a predicted model, not a curated record. Gene Ontology annotation, molecular function: protein binding. Bases 250 to 2322 code for a protein of 690 amino acids. Gene Ontology annotation, cellular component: intracellular membrane-bounded organelle. Gene Ontology annotation, biological process: autophagy. The transcript is spliced from 8 exons.
CCGGUUUCACACACUAAAAAGUGAUCGCGUGAGUUUGAGCAGAGCGAGAAGAGGACGACUAAGACUCUGGAGCACUAGUAGCUUCAUACGCCAAGAGAUUCGCAGACCGCCGACCACUUCUCUACAGGUCAAUUCUCCUACAUUUCCUGUAUCCAUCAGUGAUCUGUGUCGCGAGAUAACGACAGGAAGCCGUCGCUUCUGCCACCGUCGAAACUCCCCCCUCCCUGCGUCUUAUUCCGCGCCCCCGCCAUGGACUCCAAGGUCUGGCAGCGCGCCGCCGCGGAUUUGAACCCUCCGGGUGUGCCCAACUCUUUUCGUCAUGCCAAAAACCAGCAGAAUAUCGCUAGCUUGCUGCUUCGUCGCGAGUUCGGUGGCUCUAGACGCCAGAAGACUGUGCGAGCCAUUGGAGAGGACAAGGAAGAAAACUUCUGGGCUGAGAGUGAAAGCGCCGCCAAGCACCAGAGUCGCUACUUCGAGCUGCCACAGACGACCAAGUCAACGAUCUCUAUUGCUAUCAGUCCAGACGGGAAAACUUUUGCUUCGACCCAUGGAGAUCACACAGUCAAGAUCAUUUGCAUUGAAACCGGCAAAGUUAUCCAGACGUUGGUGGGCCACCCCCGAACUCCUUGGAGUGUCAAAUUCCACCCCACGGAUCCAAGAUAUGUAGCUUCUGGCUGUCUAGGAUUUCAAGUUCGGUUUUGGGAUAUUGAGACUGGCCGCUGCCUCUACGUGUCGACACUUCGCCACGCAAUUAUCUCAAUUUCCUUCCACCCGUCGGGUGACAUUUUGGCGAUUGCUAGUGGAACGUGUGUGUACACGUGGGAUUACCAGCACACAUGUCCGCGCAUCGCAAUGUUCAGCUACCAGACCUUACGUUCUGUCACCUUUUUGCCGGAUCCGUCCAAGAUCAUGGUCGGAGAAGCGAAUGAGCGCUAUGUGAGACCACAAGGCCAAGCUCCGCCCUCAGAUCUUACGGUCACUCUGACAAUGUGGGACUUCGAUCCGUCGUGGGCUUUGUCGCCGGAGCCACUACUGACGAAGAAGGCAAUGAACAACAGCCGCGUAAUUCUUUCACAUGCUCUCAUUUACAAUGACGGCGGCUUCGACAUUUCGCGGUGCGGACGGUACUUGGCGAUAUGUGCUGACUUUUCUCUGCGGCAAGCGGAGAAAGAAGUGGAGAUGGAGGCCGAAAAUGAAGCUGCGACGGAUUUGGAGAGCAUUUUAUCCUCCGUAUCAGCCACACAAGAGACGACUGCCGGUGGUGCUACGAGUCCUAGUGACGACGUCAAUGACGUGUCUGUAUCAAACCCGCAAGCUACAGCUUCAAACGAAAGCAGCUCUUCGUCUGGCGCUGCAGCACGUACGGCAAGAGGGAAUAACGUCAGUCCACAAGCGCUGCCUGCCACGAUGCCUUUAUCCCUCCCGAUCCACCCACCACCACCACGACUUGUACCUCUUUCUGGUAUGCACACGGGUGCUCCCAAUAUGUUAGCAGCUCUACAAUCAGCAGCCGCAGACUUGUCCCUUACGAUGGAUCAGUACAUGAAUCAGCAGAUACGACGUGUGAGACCCCGGCUGCACCCACCGCAUAGCAUCCACCGGUAUACAGCAGCAAUGGAGCCAGCACGGAGUACGGCCGCCCCCGCUGCCGUCCCCCAACAGAGAUAUUCACAAAUUCGACCAAACAUUGCGCUAAGUCGGACACGAUUCACUAGGAAUCAGCGCAACCGUCGAGGACGCUUAUCGUCCGAGAACCAGUCAACGUGGCUAGCCUUGAUAUCUCUGGAUCCUGAACAACUCGGACGCGUUGUCCAGACGUGUCACUUAGCGGAGACUGCGGCAGGUGGUGUUACUUCAGUGAAGAUUUCGCCUACAUCAGCUUAUGUAUUACUUGGCUAUGGAGUACGAGACCGCAUACAACGUGAGACGGAGUUCCCAGUUCAUCGCGUAACUCGUAUUUAUCGAUGGGAAGACAUGGCGUUGUUGUCGCAUGUGGAAAGUGCCAUGGACGAUGUUAACAUUGCGCUGUUCAGCCCGAUUUGCGGUGGGGGGUUCCUGUAUGGUACCAAGCAAGGGAAACUGCGAGUUUGUAGCACCUUCCGCGGCGAUUUCCACGACGAGGAGAACUGUAACGUCCUGGACGGCCCACGUCGUUGCCAUUACGAUCAAAAUGUUAAUGGUGACGACGAGAAUGAUCUGGGCGAGGAAGGAGAUGAAGAUGAUGAUGGAGAGGACGAUGAUGAGGAUGGCGUCGACUCUGAUGAAGAGGAUAUGGACGAUGUUGAUGGAGAAGGGAGUGACGACGCUGAUAUGGGCGAGUAGUGCCAUCGAAUGUUUGAUAAUUCUAAUUAGUUCCGCAAGUUUGAAAAUGUGAGGAAGCUUCCAUGAUGAUAUAACUGCACAAAUAUGCUCUGCUCCUCUUAAAAUCCAUGGUCUUACUGCUCGUCGUCAGCGAUCCGAGCUUUGUCCGUUCCGUGUCCAAACGUUUUGCCC